Messenger RNA from Sardina pilchardus (European sardine), 800 nucleotides. It is a transcript of the gene cxcl8a, whose product is annotated as chemokine (C-X-C motif) ligand 8a. The record is from RefSeq and is a predicted model, not a curated record. Gene Ontology annotation, cellular component: extracellular region. The transcript is spliced from 4 exons. Gene Ontology annotation, biological process: chemotaxis; defense response; immune response. NCBI's taxonomy places the organism in Eukaryota, Metazoa, Chordata, Actinopteri, Clupeiformes, Clupeidae. Bases 142 to 435 code for a protein of 97 amino acids. Gene Ontology annotation, molecular function: chemokine activity.
GCGGCACAUUCAAGCCUCAAGGCGAUAGACGAAGACACUCUCCGCUCUACCAGCACAAAAAGAUUACAACUGCAACAACCGCCACUGCAACCUUGUCAGUGUUAUUUUAUCAUUGGAAAGAACCUUAAAGCCUUCGGAAAAAUGAGCCGAAUCUCCAUUGUGGUUUUUGCAACCUUCCUUGCCAUUAUCAGCAUGUCAGAGGGCAUGAGUUUGAGAGGCCUUGGUGUGGAACCUCGCUGCCGUUGCAUCGAGACGGAGAGCCGAAGAAUUGGAAAAUUGAUUGAGAGCGUGGAACUCUUUCCUCCCACCCCCCACUGUGAGGACACAGAAAUUAUUGCAACACUAAAAGGCACAGCUCAGGAGAUCUGCUUGGACACCAAGGCUCCUUGGGUUAAGAAAGUCAUUCAAAAGAUCCUUUCCAACAGAAAACCAUGAAACAAGAACCAGCGUUUGUCUUGACAACAGACAACCUUUUCAUAUGAUCUGCAUCAGCAACCACCACCACUUCAGCACCUCAGACGGAGCCAGCAUUUUAACUACUGAACUUUAUGGAUGCAAACCAGAAAAACAUACCAUAUUGUCAUAUUUAAAUGUGUCAAAGUAUUUAUGAAGGUUGAUCUAUUUAUAUUAUUUAUUUAUUAACGUAUACUGCUUUUAUUUAUUAUAUCGCUGCCCUGUGUUUUAACAGGCUUUAGAUCACAUUUUUGUAUUUUUACUGCAAAUUAACCCUAAUAUUAUUUUUGGUCACAUGUGAAAUAUUUAUUUAUCACUGUUACAUUCAAUGGUCUUCCCCUAAUAAA